CAGGAUGGAGAUCAUAUUAAACUCUCACAGACGUUUGAUAAAGAAGAAUGGCCUCUUACUGCAGACGCGGAUGAAGCAGACAGAAGUGCGGAGAAAGUGCCACGCAAGAUGCUGUCCAGAGAUUCCAGUCAGGAAUACACAGACUCGACUGGCAUCGACCUGCACAGGUUCCUGGUGAACACGCUGAAGAACAUCCCCAGGGACCGAAUGAUGCUGCUGAAGCUGGAGCAGGACAUCCUCGACUUCAUCAGUAAUAACGAGAGCCAGAGGAGGAAGUUUCCGCCCAUGACCUCCUAUCACCGAAUGCUCCUGCACAGAGUCGCCGCUUACUUCGGCUUAGACCACAACGUCGACCAGACCGGCAAAUGUGUCAUCAUCAACAAAACCAGCAAUACACGAAUACCAGACCAGAAGUUUUCCGAACACAUCAAAGACGACAAGACGGAUGAUUUCCAGAAGCGCUGCAUCUUAAAAAGAGACAACUCCAGCGUAGACAUGGACGACAGCGUGACGCGCAUGAAACUAAAGGAGGACAGGAGGAGCAAGUCCAUCGAGGAGCGAGAGGAGGAAUAUCAGAGAGCAAGAGAGAGGAUCUUCACUGAUGGUUUAGACACCUUCCCGCUGGAUAAAAGGAUUCAGGAGGACGAGGUGUGUAACAGCAUCCAGCAGAGGCGGCAGAUCUUCAGGCUGAAGGACAGCCUCCAAAGCAGCUCUGAGAACGAGGCCGUGUAUUCAGAGCCGCGGCCGUGGAGCAGCACCGAUUCGGACAGCUCCAACCUCAACCUGAAGCCCGCCAUGACCAAAGCCAGCAGCUUCAGCGGCAUCCCGGUGCUGAUCCGCGGAGACAGCUCCAGCAGCAGCAAGUGCGUGGGGCGGCUCUCAAACACAGGUUCUGACUCUUGUAGUAGCGUAGCUUCGUCCACGGGGUCGCUCUCUCGAUCCCAGCCUCCUCCAGCCGCCACGCAGACCACGGCCUUCCCCGCUGUCAGCUACGAGCCGCUGGCGUCCUCAGCUAGCACUAGCUACUAUCUGCUUCCGCUGGACGCCGCAGGGAAACCGGCUGGAAGUGUCCUGGUCAACCCGCACACAGGUUGGUAAACACUACAGCUGAUUUCUCUCGCAUGCAUG
This is a messenger RNA of Sinocyclocheilus grahami, 1128 nucleotides long. Its product is annotated as R3H domain-containing protein 1-like. NCBI's taxonomy places the organism in Eukaryota, Metazoa, Chordata, Actinopteri, Cypriniformes, Cyprinidae. Bases 109 to 1098 code for a protein of 329 amino acids. Gene Ontology annotation, molecular function: nucleic acid binding. The transcript has 10 exons. The record is from RefSeq and is a predicted model, not a curated record.